CACUGCCACCCUUCCUUUUAGGUUUUCUGCUUCUCAUAACAUGGGAGGAGGAGCACUCGUCUCUUCCACCUGCCUUUUGGUGGGAUGUCAACUCAGAAAUAUCCUCCUUCGCCUUUUGCUCCGCUUCAAGCUCGUGGAAGCAUAGUCGAGAAAACACAGUCGGCCACUGUCAGUCGUGUCGAAAACAUAGCCUUGCACAAGUUUCUCUAGCAUUCUUUUUCGGCCGUCUCUUCUGUGGAUUUCGGAGUGCGACCUGUCGCCUCAUGAUGUUUUAUCUUUUUUUCAAAGUUUGAAUGCCAUUGUCUCAAACGAAUCGCAGUGCGAGGGCUUGUGCACGUUUACCACGACACCAAGAAUGAAAACGAUCGUCAACACUCCUCUGGGAAUCGUUGGGUUCAGAUGGAAGUGGAAGGGGCUGUAAAAGGUGUUUGCCAUCUUUUGGGACCGAUUUCGGCCGCCUAUUAUUGUUUUCGUGCCCAGAAAGUGCGCUUGACUUGUGGCCACUGGCCGCCUUCUUACCGUCUCGUUUCUCGUACUGCCCUUCGUGACUAUUUUGCCAUUACUUUCAAGAGUCCAGUGUGUUUUCUAUCCUUCGCUUUAGAAACAUUGCUUGGCAACGGAUCUCAUUAGUGCAUAGCUACAACGACAAGCCAAAUACCUCCACAAACAACAGCCCUGCAGCUUCCAACGCAGAUAUUGCAAAGAAAAGAGAAAAGAAUAACGCAUUAGAAAGAAAAGAAGCUAAAAGGAGGAGUAAAAAUAAGAGAGAAAAACUACGAAGGGUGAGAAGCGGAAUCCUAUUUCGUUUCUAAAGGGACCAAACGUUGGAAUGAGCUGACGGAAUUGUAUGUCUUAGUCUGAGCUCGUCUGCAACAGAUUGCAGAACAACACAGCAGACAGAAACAUCGGGCUCAAGAUAGACGACUAAUCAUAUCAGUGACCUGAUCUACUCGAACUUCGAUGAAGGACGUAUGAAGAUGGUGAAGAUGGAGCAAGUAGGUAGCUGUGGUAGCAAUGGAAGUGACGGAGGAAGCGCAACGGGCAACAAAACCAAUCCUAUCCGUGUAGGUUUCUACGACAUCGAACGAACUAUUGGACGCGGCAAUUUCGCUGUUGUCAAACUGGCUAAGCACCGCAUCACCAAAACAGAGGUGGCGAUCAAGAUUGUGGACAAGAGCCAAUUGGACGAAGGCAACCUUCGUAAACUUUACCGCGAGGUCCAAAUAUUGAAGAUGUUGCGGCAUGACAACAUCAUUCGUCUUUAUCAGGUGAUGGAGACCAAAGAUAUGCUUUACCUGGUGUCCGAGUACGCAAGACAGGGGGAAAUAUUCGAAUAUAUCGCGAGGCAGGGGAGAAUGUCUGAAACGAUGGCUCGUCGCAAAUUCUGGCAGAUUAUUUCGGCUGUUGAAUAUUGUCAUCAGCGGCAAAUCGUCCAUCGAGAUCUCAAAGCCGAGAACUUGUUGCUGGAUGCGCAAGGCAACGUCAAGAUCGCUGAUUUCGGUUUCAGCAACUUUUGGUCGGCUGGCCGUCAUCUAGAGACGUGGUGCGGAUCGCCUCCCUAUGCAGCUCCCGAAGUCUUCCUCGGGCAAAAAUACACCGGCCCUGAAGUCGACAUCUGGAGCUUGGGCGUGGUGCUGUAUGUUCUGGUCUGUGGAGCGCUACCGUUCGACGGCGCCACGUUACAGGCGCUUCGCGAUCGAGUCCUAUCCGGACGAUUCCGGAUUCCCUACUUCCUGUCAGCAGAUUGCGAGUCACUGAUCCGGAAAAUGCUGGUAGUGGAUCCAACUAAGCGCUGUGGCCUCCAGCAGGUCAAACGGCAUCGCUGGAUGCUAACGGAAGCUCCAUGCAUACAGGAGGAGUCAGUAUUUCUGGAAGGUGCGAUUAGAAACGAACCGGAUGAAGCCGUAAAUGAACAAAUUUUGCGAUUGAUGCAAUCUCUCGGCGUCGAUCCCGUGAAAACGAAGGAGUCGGUACUUCACCAACGCUACGAUCACCACGCCGCCAUCUAUUAUCUGCUGCUGGAACGGCGGAUGCAUUUAUCGGCAACAGGAGAACUACCACAAUCUUCGCAAUCAAAGCAAAGAAGAUCAGUUAUUGAAAUGACGGCUACUGCGUCCGACCAGCCGGUUUUACCAGUCACUAGUGCAAGCCGACGCCCGCCUUUAUGGACCCACAGUCCGCCUCUUCGAGACUCGGCAUGUGGCGAUAGCGUCGAUUCGGAAAGAGGAUCCGUAGGUGGAUCGCUCCUUUCUCCUUUGAUGGAAUCAAUACCACCUUUACCUGCUAAAGUAGUCAAAAGCAACACCUACUCCGUAGACGAAGGAGUCGAGGAUUGGUCGGAAUCAUGUCCGUCUCCCAUGGGCAGCGCAGGAUCGACUUUUGAAACUGCGAUAGCGGGUGUAUCGACAUUAGAGUCACAUCAGCAGACUACCGAACAGCAACAACGAUUGCAAGGUUUAGAACUUCCUGCUUUGUUCCAUGAGGGACGACGAGCCUCUGACGGACUAAUGUGUCAACCGGCGGGAACGGCGCAAAUUCCUACCAGCCCACGACGAAUAACCGCUCCGGAAGGUUCCUCUAGUGGGGGAGGCGGUGCAAUGAUGCUUGCCGAAACUCACCGAGAACACAAAGCCCUUUGUUUACAGUUUAAUCGGGAAGAACAGUCGAAGCUGGUACAAAAACAGCAACAACAACAACGAACCAGGCCGGUUUUGCGCCAAGUCUCAUACAAACUAGCCCAGCAACAACCGGUGCAGUUAGGAACGCCUGUUUCGGCCCAGUGCCAUCCCAUUGCCGAGGCGGAAGGAAGUUUGGAAGUUUCACCCGAUCACGAUCCAGACGAUCCUAAAAUGACGGCUAUGAUGAUGAAAACCACCUCCGAGUUGGAUGAGUGGUGCCGAUUGCCCUCGUCUCUAGCCGCCUGCAAUCUAAGUCCCACACCACCAUGAACAAAUAAAUAAAUUCAUUGCAAACGGCUGAGAAAAACCUGAGGGGAAUCUGAAAAGAACUUGAUGUACACCAUCUCCCCUUCCCUCUACGUCGUAAUGUACACAAAUAAACUACUCGUUCUAGGCGAGCAAUCAAAUCCUUAUGCGGCCUGAGUUGUGUCAAAAAAAGACCCUUGUUAUUCCAGUAUCUCAAAUCAUCUUUCCCUUUUACCCAUGCCAGUUUUUUUCAUUUGUCGUUUUAGAAACGAUUCGUCCAGGAUAUGAAAACAAUGAAAGACCCUCAUGACGAUGAGGAAUGCACUUUUUUUCGAGAAUUAUCAUGCUGUUAUACUGACGAUACGUGAAUUAAGUCAACACCUAGUCAAGCAAUAACCUUUGACAAACAGUCCUUUUCUGUAUCAAACGUGUUAGCGACGAACCCUGCCCCACAAUAUCACACAUAUUAUUAUAUAUUAUAUGAAUGUUGUCAAUACCCUGUAUCAGAAAGAUAUGGUUGGAUAUCUAUGUUGCUCUGUGUAUUCUAACUGAUCCACAAGUGGAAACUUAAUGAGAAAUAAAGACAUUUAUUCAUACAAUGUCA
Daphnia magna is the source of this 3528-nucleotide messenger RNA. Its product is annotated as serine/threonine-protein kinase SIK2-like. Gene Ontology annotation, molecular function: ATP binding; tau-protein kinase activity; protein serine/threonine kinase activity. The transcript has 7 exons. Gene Ontology annotation, cellular component: cytoplasm. NCBI's taxonomy places the organism in Eukaryota, Metazoa, Arthropoda, Branchiopoda, Diplostraca, Daphniidae. Gene Ontology annotation, biological process: protein phosphorylation; intracellular signal transduction; microtubule cytoskeleton organization. The record is from RefSeq and is a predicted model, not a curated record. Bases 972 to 2948 code for a protein of 658 amino acids.